Messenger RNA from Astyanax mexicanus (Mexican tetra), 3616 nucleotides. RefSeq names its product butyrophilin-like protein 2. NCBI's taxonomy places the organism in Eukaryota, Metazoa, Chordata, Actinopteri, Characiformes, Acestrorhamphidae. The coding region runs from base 1 to 1698 and encodes 565 amino acids. The transcript has 5 exons. The record is from RefSeq and is a predicted model, not a curated record.
AUGACUGGUAGCAAUGAGCCUCACAAUAAGCCUUGCACAGGGUGUAAGAUAGGACCCAUAGUCUUUGCAUGUACAUUAAACCCCUCUCAUAUUUUCUUAAAAUUAUUUUUAUCUGCAGAAUCCAGAAAGAAUGCAUUCCCAGCCCCCUCUCAUCAAUCAGCCUCUCGUCGAUCAGCCUCUCGUCUCCGGUUUCUUACAGUCCGAGCUACAGCUGGAGACACGGUCAUCCUGCCCUGCUACCUCCCACCUGAGAUCAGUACAGAGAUCAGAGAGUUCAGGUGGUUUAAGGGGACAGACUGUGUGCUCCAGAGACGAUUCAGUGAGGAGAAUGAGGGAGCUGAGCAAAUAUGGAUGAUGCUAUUUAAAGGAGAGCUGAAUCUGACCCUGAAAGACGUUAAAGUCACUGAUUCUGGACAAUACAGAUGUGAAAUUCUAGCAGAGAAGAAAGAGGAAAUUGCAGUGAUUCAUUUGCAUGUAGCUGAGUUUAAACUCGUCUCCAGCUCAGAAGAUGUUGGAAAGCCGUCUAAUAUUCAACCUUUCGGACACACAUCCAAAAAACUACACUAUCCAGGUUUUGGAGAUUCAUAUGACGUGUUUUAUGGUGAUGAUGUUACACUGCCCUGUUUCCUCUCUCCUGAAACCAGUGCUGUUACCAUGGAGAUCAGGUGGUUUAAAGGUGCAGACUGUGUUUACCUGUAUCAGAAUGGUCAGGUGACAGAGGGGCGGGGCUACGAGGGCAGAGUGAGUGUGGUCACUGAUGAUCUGCAGAGAGGAAACGUGUCUCUGAAUCUGAGAGAUGCUCAGAGGUCAGAUAGUGGAGAGUACAGGUGUGAGAUCACUGAUGGAGAAAAGAAGGUGGAGAACAAUGGAGUUCGUCUGCGUGUUUUUAAACUGUUCUCUCAUCCAGGAAGCUUUAAAAUUCCUCAGACUCGUCCAGUCAACGUUCAUGUUGGAGAAACUGUUACUUUACAGUGUUACCUCACACCUCGAACCAGUGCUGUUACCAUGGAGAUCAGGUGGUUUAAAGGUGCAGACUGUGUUUACCUGUAUCAGAAUGGUCAGGUGACAGAGGGGCGGGGCUACGAGGGCAGAGUGAGUGUGAUCACUGAUGAUCUGCAGAGAGGAAACGUGUCUCUGAAUCUGAGAGAUGCUCAGAGGUCAGAUAGUGGAGAGUACAGGUGUGAGAUCACCCGGGGAACAAACAAGAUGGAAAGUGAUGGAGUUCACCUGCGUGUAACAGAGUUUAUACUGGUGUACAGAUCUGAGGAUGUUGGAAAACGCGAUCGACGUCAAUCCUCCCCCCAUGUUGUCUUCACCUUUGCAGGUUAUGAUAUUACUCUGCCCUGUUACCUCUCUCCUGAAACCAGUGCUGUUACCAUGGAGAUCAGGUGGUUUAAAGGUGCAGACUGUGUUUACCUGUAUCAGAAUGGUCAGGUGACAGAGGGGCGGGGCUACGAGGGCAGAGUGAGUGUGAUCACUGAUGAUCUGCAGAGAGGAAACAUGUCUCUGAAUCUGAGAGAUGCUCAGGAGUCAGAUGAUGGAGAGUACAGGUGUGUGAUCACUGAUGGAGAGCAGAAGGUGGACACUGAAUUAUUUUGUAAGAUUCUUUUCACUUUUCACAACUUACAGAUUUAUACAUUAUCAGUACAUUUCACAUAUCUUAUAUCAGUGUCUUACAAAAGUAUUCAUACCCCUUGAACCUUUUCACAUUUUGUCUCCUGACAACCACAAACGUGUGUAUUUUAAUGAGAUUUUAAGUUAUAGGCCAACACAUAGUAGCACAUAAUUGUGAAGUGAAAUCAAAAUGACACGUUUUUCAAAAUUUAAAUAAAAUAAAAAGGUGUGAUGUGCAGAAGUAUUUAGUAUUCUAUAUAUCAACACUCAGUAGAACCAACUUUCACUGCAAUUACAGCUGCAAGUCUUGGGGCAAGUUUUGGGGUUUGUCUCUACCAGCUUUAAUCUUCUAGAGCAGAGGUCACUAAUAGGCGGACCGCGGUCCGGGUCCGGACCCAGACGUUGUCCAAUCCGGACCCAAACUGAUAAACUACUGAGAAGGAUGUAAUUCUGACAGUGUUCAUUUAAAGUGAUGGAACGUUUAUUGUAUUUAUGGUAAACGUGCUUUACAGCGCAGUAAACUCACAGACCAAUCACGUGUGCUGUAAGAUCACCAAACGCUCUCCUCAGCCAAUCAGAUCUGUGCAGAUGCGAGAGUGCGGAGCCACACAGGUGAUGCAGACGGUGAGAAGUGGCGAGAAAAGCUAAUACAUAUGGUGCACACCAGAAAAUAAACAUUAAAAUACUACAUUUAUAUAACAUAUUAACAGUAAUGUAACCGAGUGGUGUUACUUGGAGGAAUUAAAGAGAAACAACCGAGACAAGAGUCCAAAAUAUUCCACUUUACUCCACCUGAUCAGAACUCCUCAGCAAGAAAUAAAACUCCCUCUCUCGCAGGCGCACUCUCCCCACUCCCAAAACAACCCUAUCUUAAAACUACAGCAACCCACAGGGGACAAAAAGCAUUGGCAACUUCCCCCAUCAGUUUUACCCACAACAUAAUUAAGUCUGAUACAGUAAUAAUAUAAAAUAAAAUAAAACUGCUGUUUUUUAAAAAAAAGCUGAUAUUUUGGCCAAGUUCAGCAAACAUUUCUCCAUAUAUUGUGUGAUUUGUCAUUCAUGUAUUUAUCAUGACAGGCCUAAAUCUAAUAUAAAUAAAAUUAAAUAGAAUAAAUAUAGCAUUUUAAAACAAAGUUAACAUACAGAUUCACAUUAAUAGACUCGAUAAGUUCAGGGUGUUUCCAUAUAUUUUAUGAUAGGUUGAUAAUGUAAUUAUUGUGACAGGCCUAUUAAAAACAAUACAUAUGUAAGAAAGAGGCAUAUGCCGCCAACCACCAGCAGAGGGCCUGGACACUGCAGUGGAGGAGCUGGUGGAUCUGGGGCAAAAAACUCCAAGUCCCAGAAUCCCCAGCGGUAAUUAGUUCAAAUCAGGCUCAGCUGUGAACACAGCUUAAAAACCCCAGCCAAACCUCAGUUCACCGUCACACCUGUGUAGAGGGGUGACCGGUAACAGUGGGUACAAAAGAAAAAGAUUAGAAAGAAAAGAACUCUUAAAAGAAGCCACAAAAAAAGAAAAGAUCUUAAAAGAAAUAAAGGCUCACAAAAAAAAAAAAUAUUGAAAGAAGCCACAAAAAAAGAUCUCAAAAGAAACAAAGGCUCACAAAAAAAAGAGAGAGAUCUUAAAAGAAGCCGCAAAAGAGAGAGAAAAGAUCUCAGUUUAUUUUUGAAGUUUUUAUUUUCAAGAAUUCUUUCCUAAGUUUCUUAAAGUUUGAGUUAAUUUCCUUUGUUUGAGCCAUGCCAUGUGGCAGCAGAUCCUUUGUUUGAUUUUCCCGCCCUUUUUCUUCACUGCCACAUUUAAGGCCCUCAUCCAAAGCCACUGCACACACUCUAAGUAGUGCAGUGGUAGCACACCCGUCUGCAGUUACAAAGGUUGGGAGUUCAAACCCCGGUUCAAGCACACCAUCAAACCAACUGCACACACAUACAGACACAUCAGUAAUAUCAAAUAUAAUACUACCAAUAAAUAAUAAGACUAAUAAAUAAGCAAAUAAAAAUAAAUAAA